AUGGCUUUAAAGAACCUGCACCUAUUCCACCCCGUGCCGAGGGAUAUGGUGUAUCACCAUCGUCAAGCGACGCCUAUGAAAGCACCUCCAUCUGCUUUAUCCAGAAGUAUUUCUAAGAGCGCCGAUACACUGGUAGCGACUACUAGAUGCGGCAAAGAACUUAAAACCCGUAAAGCUCGGAGUACAGAGCAGCCCGGCGCUAGCCCAACAAAAGGCGGCAGCUCGCUAGUACUUCCUGUUUUGGGCAAAUGGAGUGAUGAGGAGAGUGUGAAAAGCAGGUCUAGGAAUAACAGUGGCAGCAGUAGAGCGGGCAGCGUGGACCGGAGAACCCAGGGCUCAACUACUAGUCUCAGCGCUGAUGAAGACAAUAUCAAUGUAGUUGUUAGAGUCCGACCAACCAACGAUAAGGAACGUUCGAUACGAGAAAGACAAAUGCUCGAGUUUCCUGGUAAAGGUCAAAUUGUUUGCCAGGGGACAGUAGCAGGACAAAAACCCAAAAUUUUCUCCUACAACGUUGUAUUCGAACCUGCUGCGACCCAAGAAGACGUUCUAGAAUAUUCUGGCAUCAAACGUCUAUUGGAAAUGGCUGUAGAAGGGUUUUCGUGUACUGCAUUUUGUUAUGGACAAACUGGAAGCGGAAAGACACACACGUUGACAGGACCUCCAGGACUUGUGGAGAGCGGCGCAAGUCCAUACUCGCCAGAGCACGGGCUCGUGGUUCGAUCUUUCGUAUAUCUUUUCCAACUUAUACGGGACCGACCGGACUCUCAUUUCAUCCUCAAAGCUUCUUUCUUAGAAAUUUAUAAUGAAAAAGUAAUAGAUUUACUGAAUCCUGGUAGCUCCAGGAAACCUCUCCAAGUGCGAUGGUCGAAGGAAAGUCGAAGCUUUUAUGUUGAAAAUCAAUUCACAGUUGAUUGUGAAGAGCUGGACGAUUUAUUUGCCGUUUUGGAAGAAGGUAUGCGCAACAGAGCAGUAGGGUCGCACACGAUGAACGCGAACUCGUCGCGCUCGCACUCGUUGCUGUGCGUGCGCGUGCGCCGCGACGCCGGCGGCCGCUGCACGCACGGCAAGAUCAACUUCGUGGACCUCGCCGGCAGCGAGAUGACCAAGCGCACCAACAGCACCGGCAAGACUUUGGAGGAAGCUAAUAAUAUUAAUAGAAGUCUUAUGGUCUUAGGAUACUGCAUAGCCCAGCUUAGUGAUGGCAAGAAGAAAGGCCACAUCCCGUACCGGGACAGCAAGCUGACCAAGCUGCUGGCCGACAGCUUGUCCGGGAAUGGCGUCACUUUGAUGAUCGCAUGUAUAGCCCCUACGAAGUCGAACUUGAACGAGACGAUCAACACAUUGCGGUAUGCUGCAAGAGCUAAGAAGAUUAAAUCCAAACCUAUUGUUAAGAUGGACGCCAGAGACGCUCUGAUACUGAGCCUGAAGAGGGAAGUGGAAGCGCUGCAUUCGGAGAACCAGCACCUGCGCGCCGCGCUGCACGUGCACAGCGACUACUCCGACUCCUACAGUAAGGGUCAUAGAAACCGCGGAACUCCGAUAGAGAGUAACAAGCUUUACCAAUUACCUCAAAGCGAGUUAGUGGAGUUGGUACAGCUGCAUAUGACGGAGAAUACCGCGUUGAGGCAAGAGAAUACAGAGUUGUUCGUGACGAGGGACCAGCUGCUGCGCGACCAGGAACUGCUCAGUCGCGAGAAUGAACGGCUUCUGAAGAAACUUGAGGAUGUCAACUCUGUGUGUACGAGAUCACCAAUAAUACCGGCCAGACCUACAUACUCAGAUAACAGCUCAAGUAAUGCCAACAUCUGGACCAACCAUACUAGCACCAUUGCAGACAGCAUUAUAAGUGAAAGCAGU
Molecule: messenger RNA, 1860 nt
Organism: Brenthis ino (lesser marbled fritillary)
Lineage: Eukaryota; Metazoa; Arthropoda; Insecta; Lepidoptera; Nymphalidae
Source: the annotation of a GenBank genome assembly